Plectropomus leopardus (leopard coralgrouper) is the source of this 14007-nucleotide messenger RNA. It is a transcript of the gene pcloa, whose product is annotated as piccolo presynaptic cytomatrix protein a. The record is from RefSeq and is a predicted model, not a curated record. Gene Ontology annotation, molecular function: structural constituent of presynaptic active zone; protein binding; metal ion binding. Gene Ontology annotation, cellular component: cytoskeleton of presynaptic active zone; glutamatergic synapse; axon. Gene Ontology annotation, biological process: presynaptic active zone assembly; protein localization to synapse. Lineage: Eukaryota; Metazoa; Chordata; Actinopteri; Perciformes; Serranidae.
AUGGGGAACGAAGCGAGUCUGGAAGGAGGCGAAGGGCCCCCGUCUGGGCUUCCAGAGGGGUUGGCACCUGACGGGAAGGGCGGCUUUGUGCGGGUGUCCGAUGGGACUCCGGUCAACCUGAGUGAACUCAGCGAGGAGCAGAGGAGGCAGCUCUCCGCCGCGAUGUCAAGGGCGCAAGGCAGGCAGCCCGGAGGCGCAGCAGCUGCACGAAGACCGUCUGAAUCUGAUACACAUCAGCGUUCCCAGCAGGUAGGGGCCUCCAGGGGCCCUACAGGUCUCAGUAAAAGUCGCACUGUAGACGCCUUCAACCAGGGUCCACCUGGAAAGCUCACACCAGGCCGCAGCCCCUCGUCACUCAGCCUUUUUGAAUCCAGAUUCCGGCAGGAGCCUAAAGACCCAGAGACUAAGUCUUCCGGCAUGUUUGGCUCCAGCUUCCUCAGCGGGGCCAACCCCCUCAGUGCCGUGUCAUCGAUGACCUCGUCAGUCUCCUCCUCCAUAACCUCCAUGGGGGAUAACGUCAACAUCCCCAAGUUUGGACUCUUUGGGGAUGAGGAGGAAGGAGACGAACCUGCAGCACCCGAGUCCAAGCAGGGAGGAAAGCCACCAGGCAGGGGCCCUCAGCAGGGGCCAGGUCCCAAAGGACCACAACAAAGAGGACCUCAGAAACAGGGUCAGGGCCCACCUGGACAGGGGCCAAAGCCAGGGCAAGGGCCCCCUGGACAAGGACCCCCUGGGCAAGGACCCCCUGGGCAGGGACCCAGGCAAGGGCAGGGCCCUCCUGGACAGGGGCCAAAGCCAGGGCAAGGGCCCCCUGGACAAGGACCCCCAGGGCAAGGGCCCCCUGGACAAGGACCCCCAGGGCAAGGACCCCCUGGGCAGGGACCCAGGCAAAGCCAGGGACCACCAGGCCAGGGGCCCAAACCUGGCCAAGGUCCUCCUGGCCAAGGACCCCCUGGGCAGGCCCCCAGGCAAGGUCAGGGUCCACCAGGCCAAGGACCCCCAGGGCAACAGGGCCCCAAACCAGGUCAAGGGCCACCAGGUCAAGGUGUCAAACCAGGUGGCCCUCCCCAGCAAAAAGGUGGACCCCUUCAACAAGGACCUGGAAAGCCUGGACCCAUACAGCAGGGGCCACCAGGUCCUGGGUCUCAUCCUGGAGAACCACCUAAGACUGGAGGGCCUCCUGGUCCACAGGUGCCUGGAAAACCUGGGGGUGGACUCUGUCCGCUGUGUAAGACCACCCAGCUGAACCUUGGGUCUAAGGACCCGCCAAAUUACAAUAACUGCACUGAGUGUAAGAACCAGGUCUGCAGCCUCUGUGGGUUCAGCCCCCCAGACUCAGCGGGUAAAGAGUGGCUGUGUCUGAACUGCCAGAUGCAGCGAGCGAUGGGAGGUAUGGAUCCCCCUGGCAUGACAAAGCCCAAACAAGGCUCGGCCCCGCCCUCACCGCAGAGACAGGCACCUGGCAAGCCUGGCAAGCUGCUGAUAAAGCAGCAGAGUACCACCGAUCAAGGGUUAACGCCGCCAACCACGCCAAGGCAGAAAUCCCCAGGUCCUACCUCUCCUGGGCCGCUCUCCCCCGGUUCAUCAUUGGGUGGAUCGCCCAAAAUUGACCCCAAGACAGGACGCCCCAUUCAACCGAAGUCCAGUCCCCAACAGUCUCCAGCUAAACCCAAACAGGAGUCCAGCUUUUUUGGCGGAUUGGGAGGUAUCAGUCUCGGAGGAUUGACGGACGCAGCCAAACCUCCAGCAGCUGCUUCACAAGCUGCUGAGUCCGUCACAGGGAAACUGUUUGGUGGUUUUGGCGGUUUGAUGGAAUCGUCGAAGCCUCAAUCCCAGGCCGCGCCAAAGCAGGAGGAGUCAGUGGCGGGGAAGUUGUUUGGAGGUUUUGGAGGGUUGGCAGAAUCAGCAAAACCUCCCGCCGGUGCUUCUCAGAUGUUCAGCUUUGGAUCGUCACUGCUGAGUUCUGCCACCAAUCUUGUCACUGGAGAGGAGGAGAAGGCUCCAGGAUCUCCAAAGGGGUCACCGCAAGAUUCUGGACCAGGUUCCCCUCCGGAUUCUGGCCCUGGCUCACCACCUGACUCCCCCUUCUCUGCACCUGGGUCUCCUCCUGAUUCGGACUCUGCUCCUGACACUCCGCCUGCUAAGUCCAAGAAACCGCCCAGAACCAUUUCUGUGGAGCAGGAAGAGAAGGCGCCAGUCGCCGCACCUGCACCUGCACCUGCCCCAACCACCAAGGAAAGCUGCCCUCUCUGUAAUGUGGACCUGAACGUCGGAUCGGCAGAUGCUCCAAACUACAGCUUCUGCACCGAGUGCAAGAAGACAGUUUGUAAUCUUUGUGGAUUUAAUCCGACUCCCCAUUUAGGAGAGAAAGAAUGGCUUUGCCUCAACUGCCAGACCCAAAGAGCCAUGUCCGGCCAGCUGGGAGACAUGCCACCUCCAGCCAUGGCUUCCCCGAAGAAGCAACCACCUGCUCCUGCUCCCUCUUCCACCCCUGCCCCCGCUGCUUUAGAUAGUAAACCAGUAGUAGAAGCAGCAGACCCAACCCCACCAGUACCUGAUGCCAAGGUGAAAACGGUGGAGACCUUGAAAGAGCCUGCAGAGAAAGAAAUGACUGCCAAAGACAGCAGUCCCACCAGCCCAUCUGACCUAGCCAAGCUGGAAAGCACAGUCCUUCCCAUUCUUGAGGCCCAGGCAAGCACACAACCAAAGGAUGAUGAGGAGAAACUAACUGACACUCUGAAGACAAGACGUAAAUUAGAGGUGCUUCCUCUCUCACCUGACUCACCCAGCUCAGAGGAUGACAGAGAACUUUCUGAAAAGAAUGCCAAAGGUGCCACAAAGAAAAAGCUACUUGUGCCCAUGGAUGUUCGGGCAGAUUCCCUGGAUGAUAGCAGUGAAAGCUUUGGAAAAGAAAGCCCAAUGUCUGGGGAUGAUGAGGAAUUUAUCCGAAAACAGAUAAUGGAAAUGAGCGAGAAUGAGGAUGCUUCCCCGUCUGAUGAGGAAAACCUAGUGCGGCGCAAAAUCAGAGAGAAUGAGAAGAAGCAAAUGGAGCAGCAGGCAACAGAGAGGAGUACAUCAGGAAAAAGCAGGCGACUAACCAAGAAAAGCACUAUAAGUCCAGAUGAUGAGGAAGAUAAGCAAUUCCAUGGCUCAUUGGAUAAACCUGAUAUGGAGAAAGAGGAGGGACAAGAGGAGCAUCAGAGUGGUACUGCAGUUCGCAAAUUCCGAACAAUGGAGCUCAAUACAACCAGCAGCCCUGUGCGUAUACCUAAUGAUGACGGAGAACCUGAAAUGGAAAGUCUUACAGACUCUCCAGAUGAUCGAUCCAGAGGUGAGGGGUCAUCCAGCCUCCAUGCAUCCAGCUUCACUCCUGGUACUUCCCCAACAUCCCUCUCAUCACUUGAUGAAGACAGUGACAGUAGCAGUCCUAGCCAUAUUCGUUCUGGUGAGGGCAAACAACAAAGGAAAGCCAAACACAGACAGCCUGGUCAAAUGCUGCCAACUAUUGAAGACUCUUCUGAGGAAGAAGAGUUACGGGAAGAAGAGGAGCUGCUCAAGGAGCAAGAAAAACAGAAGGGCUCUGGGAAGAAAUCCAAGAAAGACAAAGAAGAGAUUCGAGCCCAGAGGAGGCGAGAGCGGCCAAAGACGCCACCAAGCAACCUUUCCCCCAUUGAGGAUGCCUCACCAACUGAGGAACUGAGGCAAGAAGCUGAGAUGGAGGAAAUCAGACGAUCUUCUUGCUCUGAUUUCUCCCCCAGUAUUGAAUCAGAUUCUGAAGGGUUUGAAAUCCAUGCCUCAAAGAUUGCAGCAGUUCAGAAAACGUAUCAACUGCCUGUAUCAGUGUCUCUCCACUCCCCAACAGAUGAUCAAAAUCCUGAUGAACCACAGAAAAAACCUCUCAAAUCUGCUGAUGAGGCUUAUGAGGAAAUAAUGCUGAGGGUUAAGUCUCCAACACUUGAGAAAGGGGAGAUUCAACCAGGAAAAGAGUCCCUUUAUGGAGGCAUGCUUAUUGAAGACUAUGCCUAUGCAUCUCUUAUUGACAAUUCAACAGCUGAUCAGGUCGACUCAGAGAAGAUUUUUGUUCCUACUCAGCCAAAAAAACUGAGAUCACCCGAUGAAGUUUAUGAAGACAUGAUAAAGAAGAGGAAGGAAUUCAUGCAGCUGGAGCAGGAAUAUCAAAAUAUGCAGCCAAUGAAAGAAGGCACUAAUCCAAAAAUUGUGUUGCAACCUGCUGAGAAUACUUUCUCUAAAAGCAGCACAGUAACAUUAGGCAAAGAUGGGAAACCAUUGUUGGAUGCUGAAGCUGCCUAUGAAGAGCUAAUUAAAAGAGUGCUGACCCCUGGAACAAGUCCAACUCAGCAGGAGCCAGAAGUGGAAACCACUGCAUCUAGGAGGGCACUCCACCCCAUUCCAGACUUGAAGGUGACUCAGUGCUCUUCGGGAGAACUGUCGUCUGAUGACGAGAGUAUGCUUAAAAAGGAAGAGGAUACAACUGCAGUAUCAGACACAACAUCAGCUGUGGAAACUGAGUCAGUGAAAGUGGUUUCUGAGUCCCCUCCAUUGUCCACAUCUGAUCAGCAACCUCACAUCACAAUCGCAGAAUCCCAGGCUGAUGUUGUGGACUUAUCAAGCACACUCCCCAAAGCAUCACCCUCUGUGAUUGUCAGUGUAUCACCCUUGCCCACAGUUCCUCAGUACACACCCAGUAUUCCCAGUGUAGUGUCAACUGCCCCGCCUAUACCCCCCAAGCCAAGCGUCCUGCGUAGGGCUAAUUCUCAGGAAAAAACAGAAGUACCUGUUGCACCACCACUGCCUCCUCCCACCCCACCAAAACCAACAGUUUUUCCAAGGAAAGCUCCAGUUCCACUUCCACCUCAGGCUACUGCAACUCCAGUCAGGCCAGAAACAGUGGCUAUGACUGUAGCCCCAGCACCACCUAUAAGACAAACAGGUACACCAAUGUACAAGCCUCAUGUUCCUCCUCCUGUUGCCCCAAAGCCAGCCAUUCAUGCAGGGAUUGGGGAUAGCCACCGACCAGUACAUGGUGUCAAACCACCAAUUGCACCAAAACCUGGCUCGCAGCCUUCUUCACCUGCCCAUGCCUCACAUCCACCAAGACCCACUGUACUUCCCACUGGUCCGACUGACAAUGUCCUAAAUCUGAGCCCGUCUUCUGAGAGCAAGCCGUUUCAACCCUCACCAAAGUCUCCUUCUUCUCCACGAUAUGCCAGUAAUCUUCGUGACACAUAUGUAGUCAUCACACUGCCAUCUCAGCCCAGCUCUCCAGUAGACAGCGUCUCAACUCAAGCUCCAUCUAGCCCUGGCCCAGCAUCUCCUUCACGCCAAGUUCAGUCCCAAAGUUAUCAACAACCACAGCCUCAACCUCAAUCAUAUCCUCAGCAGCAUCCACAACCAACACCUCCUCAAACAACCAGGGUGCCUCUGGCAUACACACGAGUCACAGAAUCCAUUGAAAGUCAGGAGAUUUGUGGCCCAGAAAAACAUGUAUCUAGCUCUUGUCACAUAAUUGAGGCUAUAUCUGCCUCGGCACAGCCAAAUGUGGUUAUACCUAACCUGAUCUCUCAAGUGGUCACAACUGAAGUCCAAAGGACCACUGUUUCUGUUGUUCAUGAAAGGACACCACCACCAGUGCCAGCUCCGAGGGCAAAUGGCGUCCCAAUCUCGAUGGAGAAACCUAAGCCCCAAUUGCCAGCACAGAAUGGACAGGCCAUCCAACCUUCCGAGGUGGUUGAUCUUAGGACAAUGAAGGUGGACCCAGGAUCCAAUAUGAAUGGCAUGGAUCUGUCUGCUGGCCCAGACUCAAGACGUCAGUCCUUGGCAACUGAUGUCAGUCGUCAGAACAGUGCAGUGCAAUCACCUGUGGUCAACCUCAGUGCUGAAUCAUCCACUGUCUCUAUAGUGACUGAUAGUAUCACCAUUGUGACCUGUUCUGCCACCAUCCAACAAUGUGACAAUGUAGACACCUCUCAAGUGUCUUCAGUGCCCCUUCAGUUAACAAAAAAUAAAGCAUUUGAGCCUGUUUCUCAGAUUAUAUAUCGACCAAUUGAUUCACAGCCGCCCACUCAUGCUGGUACAGAGAUCCCUAUUAACCUCUCAGUCGGAUCAGUCACAGGUGGAGGGACUUUCCAGACCACCCCUGUCACCAUUGCACCCACUUGUGUUGCAAAUUGUGUUGCCAAUGGAUUAACUACAGGUACAACUACAGUGGCAGGAGCUGUUGACCUAAGCACUACAAAACCAUUCAAUACUGUGGUAUCAGUGGAUGCUGCUUCUGCAGAAGUUGUCACAGCUGUCAUCACAGAUGAUGAUGGCAAACCAGUGGAUCUGACUGCAGGGAAAAGAGCUGUAUGCUGUGAUGUUGUGUACAAGCUCCCAUUUGCAAGUAGCUGCACUACUCAGCAACCUACCACACCCCUGCCUGAAGACCGUUUUGGAUAUCGUGAUGACCAUUACCAGUAUGACCGAUCACCCUACGGCAUGAGAGGGUUUGGUGGAAUUAAACCAUCGAUGUCAGACACUAACCUAGCAGAAGCUGGCCUAUUCUUUUACAAGAGUAAGAACAGCUAUAAUUUCAGUGGCACCACAGAUGGUGCAGUAGACCUUACCUCAGCAAAGAUUUCUGAUGCAGGUGAAGCUGUGGACUACUCCAAGAAAGGGACUUAUGCAGGAAUGACAAUUCCACCCUAUUCCCAAGGCAGAGUCACAAGUGCUGUUGGUACACUCUUUGGUACAAGUAGUGUUUUGAGAUCAUCAAAUGGGGUGGUCUAUUCCUCUGUUGCAGCACCAAUCCCAUCUACAUAUGCUAUUACCACCCAACCUGGGUCCAUCUUUAGUACAACAUACAACACUCUGUCAGGUAUGCAUACCAGCGACACCAUGCCUUCCCUGUCCAACCUCCAGAAUUUGCCACUGACAAGGUCCCACAGUUUCUUGUCCACCAUCUCCACUACAGAAGAACAAGGAGAUACCCCACUCAAUCUGGAGAUCUCUAGAGGGGGUAGUUCGAAUGCUGUCACCACAGCAACAACCUCCUUAUCCCUUGAUACCUACACUGAUGCAUCCCUCGAGGCUAUAGCUGCUUCACUGGAGGCUUUGUCUUCACCUAUGGUUCCUGGGGAUGGGCAGUAUCAGGCAGAGCGUGAGAGGCUAGAGAUGGAGAAACUCAAGCAACAACGCCUAGCUGAGGAAUUAGAGUGGGAGCGCCAAGAGAUUCAGCGUUUCCGAGAGCAAGAACAGCUCUUGGUGCAGAAGGAACUGGAGGAGCUGCAGGCCAUGAAGCAGCAGAUUCUGUCCCAACAAGAAGAGGAAAGACAGGCUCACCUUAUGAUGCAGAAAGAAACUUAUGCCCAGCAACAACAGCAGCUUGAGCAGAUUCAGAGACUCCAAGAGCAACUGCGCAUGCAACUGGAAGAGCAGAAGCUUCGUCAGAUGUACCCAGGUGGGGACAUACCAGGGCAUGGCAUACAGGAGGCUCUUGUCUUAGGACCCGAUGGCACAGUGCUGUCCCGAAAGAUUACGGACAGUGGGUGCCAGACAGAUGAAGAGGAUGAAGCAGUCAGCAAAGCUUACACAGCAGGGCGAAAAAAGAGAAGUGCUAAAAAGAGUGUUGACAGUUGUGUGCAGACUGAUGAUGAGGAUCAAGAUGAAUGGGAGGCUAAGAGCAGAAGCCGACAAAGCAGGCCACGCACUGCCAGGGGGGAUAGGGGUGGGCAGUCAGAUAUGUCUCUUCAAGCGCACACUGAGAUUUCUAUACAAACAGAUACCGAGGGAAACAUUAGAAUGGACACCAGGAUGGAGUUGUCUGACUCUGAGAGGACUUCACCAAAGAAACGACCUACACCCUUAGAAAUAGGUCAGUCUUCUAACCUGAAAGUUGAAUCCUCUAUGCUUCAAGCCCCUCCUAAAUCUCCCAAAGUGCUCUAUUCACCAAUAUCCCCCUGCAUAUCCCCUAGCAAAUCCCUUGAGUUUGUGUCCUAUGACAAAUCACUAGGUGAUACAAGCCCACAGAAGCUAAAAGGAGGUACGGAUCCAUCAAAAGCAUCUCCAGGUAGUCCCAGGGGACCAAAAGCCAUGCAGCGAUCCAUGUCUGACCCUAAGCCUAUGAGUCCAACCGGAGAAGAAAGAUCAACUUCUGGCACCCAAUGUGGUGAUAGCUAUACUGGGAAAAGCUCAGGUGGUACUCCAACAGGCACUCAAAAGAAGGUGAAGAGGACUCUCCCCAAUCCACCAUCAGAGGAUGAGUCAACAACGACUGGCCAGACAGCAUACAGCACUGGUUCGGCCCGCCGAAGAAUGUGCCGCAAUUCCAACAUGGCACGUGCCAAGAUCCUGCAAGACAUUGAUCGCGAGCUAGAUCUGGUAGAGCGUGAAUCUUCCAAGCUACGGAAAAGACAAGCAGAGCUAGAUGAGGAAGAGAAAGAGAUUGAUGCCAAGCUUAGGUACCUGGAGAUGGGCAUUAAUCGUAGAAAAGAUGUGCUAUUGAAGGAGAGAGAGAAGAGAGAAAGGGCUUAUUUACAGAGUGUUGCAGAGGACAGAGACUACAUGUCAGACAGUGAGGUUAGUAACAUACGAGAGACGAGAGGUGGCCUUGGAGGUGGUGAAGAUGAGGAGAUUGAAGGUCAUGGUCUUGAACGCCCAAGGACAGCUCCUCAGUCAGAACUGGAUGACUUUGUCCCACCUCAAACCAAGCAUGAAUAUGGAAAAUACUCCCAGUACCAGUACAAUACCAGCCAAUACCAGCAAUCGAUCUACCAACCCACCCAGUCCUACCAAUCUCAUUCUCUCUACUCCUCUGUCCCCUCGCUAACUAGCUCCCAGCAGCAGAGUUACCACCAGAUGCUCCUGUUGCAACAGAAAGCUGCCAGACAAGCUGCCCUCCUCUCAGAGCUGGAUGCAACUAAGUAUGAUGUCAUUAGCCGCCAGCCUGAUCCAACAUCAUCAGCUUACCUGGGAGUCAAGUAUGACAAAUAUGGCAACCACCUUGACCUCAGAGCUUUGGAGGUGGGAAGCCUAGCACGUAGCCCCAUGUCUGCUGUCUCCGAUUCCUAUUACACAGAUGUAGAUCAUCAUACACCUAGGAGUUACAUGUUGCUGGAAGAUGCUGCAGAACUGGCUAAGGGCUCCACAGGUCUGUCUUCAUCUUACAGUCUAGCUGAGAGGGAGUUGGCCAAGGCUGAGAAGCUGCUGCGCAGGAGUGCUGCAGAUCUGGGGUCUACUGACUAUCUGGGAUCCACAUCUAGACUGCACACAUUUGGAAAGACCCCUGAUGAAGAGGAUACAAUGGAGGAACCCUAUGAACUGAAACUGCUGAAGCAGCAGCUCAAGCAAGAGUUUAGGAGAAGUACAGGGUCAGAAAACUUGGAACAAUUGACAGGCCUUUCCCAGCACUACUAUUCCCCAAGCUCAAGCAUCUCUAGUUACUCCCAAAGACAUUAUCCAAAGUCAGACAAGUACAGCAUCAGUCGACUUACUCUAGAGAAGCAGGCGGCCAAACAACUCCCAGCAUCCAUGCUCUACCAAAAACACAAGACUCCAUUGUUAGAUCCUAAGAUCUCUUCAAAGUAUUCCUCUAUUACAGACAACAGGGGUUUGGAGACAGACUACACUAGCUAUCUUGGGUCUACCAGUGCAUCAGCAAGAUCCAGCCGCCUCUCGCAAGAUGAGAUUACCUUUGGCCUUCGUAAAAAUAUUGCUGAGCAACAAAAAUACCUAGGGUCCACUUUGGGUGCCAACUUGGCAGGGUCACUAAACUUGGGCCAGAGUUUAGGUUUGGACUCUUCCUACCCUAGUGGUAGUCGCUCAAGACCCUCAUCCAGACCCACAUCCUGCUAUGGUUUGGACUUGUCGAUUAAAAGAGACCCUUCAAGCUCUUCGCUGAGGCUUAAAGGGGACGGUGAAACAUCUGGAGAUGUAACAAGCUAUCAAACCCCAUCUGGUCGCACCAAACCUACCAGCCUUCCCAUUGUGCAGAGUGGUCGUGGGCGAAUACCUAUAGUGGCGCAGAACUCAGAGGAAGAGAGUCCAUUGAGCCCUGUUGGGCAACCUAUGGGCAUGGCCCGGGCAUCGGCGGGACCUCUGCCACCCAUCUCAGCUGACUCAAGGGACCAGUUUGGGUCCUGCCUUUCCUUGCAGGAUUCUCAGCAGCAACAUAUCAGGGAAGAGCCAACCAGGGGUAGGGGUUAUGUGCUUCUGGAUGACCUUCAGGGCACCAUGUCAGAUAGUGAAGCGCUAAGUGAUUCCCUGAUGGCUUUGAACAGAGACGAUGCGACCAAUGCCUACCACCUCAGACGAGAGGAGACAGACUGGUUUGACAAACCAAGAGACGGACGGUCAGAGAACGGACAAGAGAAGAGACAGGGAAAAGGCCCGUACUACCCCUUCCCUCACCUCAGGGUCAAACUACAGAGGGAUCCCAAAGAUCGCAGUGUCUCAGGAAAUGGUCUGGGUAUCCGUGUGGUUGGAGGGAAAGAGGUCCCUGCCAGUAAUGGAGACAUCGGGGCUUAUGUUGCCAAAGUCCUACCUGGAGGAGCUGCAGAGCAAACAGGAAAGAUUCUUGAAGGAAUGCAAGUCCUGGAGUGGAAUGGCGUUCUUCUGACGGGAAAAACCUAUGAAGAGGUGCAAGGGCUCGUCGGGCAGCCGUGCAAUGAAGCAGAAGUGUGUGUCAGACUUGAUCUCAACAUGCUGGCUGAGUCUGACGGUUCUGAGCACCUGGAUUUCCAGGAGCACAGCAAAAGUGACAGACCUCCCAGGUCUCCAGGUGUUGACCCCAAACAGCUGGCUGCUGAGCUGCAAAAGGUGUCCCAGCAGCAGGCCCCCACCUCCACCUCUUCCUCCGGUCUGCCCCCCACCACCUCAGCGACCUCCAGCCCCGCUCAACCAGGAUCGCCCUCCGUCAGCAAGAAACGCCACAGCAGCAAGACUGCAGAGGGAAUGAAGACCCAGUCUCACCCCGUCUCUGGAGAGAUACAGCUUCAAAUCCACUACGACAAGCAGCUUGGCAACUUGAUCGUUCAUGUCCUGCAGGCUAGAAACCUCGCCCCGCGGGACAAUAAUGGCUACUCUGACCCGUUUGUUAAAGUGUAUCUCCUGCCAGGGAGAGGUCAGGUCAUGGUUGUCCAGAACGCCAGUGCUGAAAACAAGAGGAGGUCCAAACAUGCAGGGAAGAGUCUCAACCCUGAGUGGAACCAGACUGUCAUCUAUAAAAACAUCCACCUGGAGCAGCUGAGGAAGAAGACCCUUGAAGUGAGCGUGUGGGACUACGACAAGUGCUCCUCUAAUGAUUUCUUGGGAGAGGUCCUUAUUGACCUGUCCAACACCUCCCAGCUGGAUAACGUCCCCAGGUGGCUCCCCUUGAAGGAGCAGAGCGAGGGGGACCACCACCGGCGCUCCCACUCAGGCCAGGGCCGACACAGCUCCUCUAAACCCUCCUCGCAGCACUCCUCCCCUAAAACCUCUGGCUCCGCACACGACAAUCAGGAUUCCCCAAAAUCAUCUGUCAUAAAGAGCCGAAGCCACGGGAUCUUUCCAGAUCCUGCCAAGGACACGCAGGUGCCCACUAUCGAGAAAUCUCACAGUAGCCCUGGCACAUCGAAGCCUUCCCCGUCCGAGGGCCAGAGCCAAAGCCACAGCCACGGACACAGCCAACACUCUCGCUCGCACGGCGCUUCACGCUCCAGCAAAAGUGCCGCACGGCAACACCAUCAGGACGGCGGUGUCGCUGGAAGCGGCGUAGCAACGGGCGAUGCCCCGCAGCAGUCACAGCAGCAGCCGCCGCAACGCCUCCAACCAACUCGGUCAAGCUACAGAUCCAGUGACGCCCCGGUCACAGCGGCCUCAUUGGACAGCGGCCUGAGCGGCAGCGCUUACAGCCUGUUGGACGAAGAAGGAGAAAUGAAUGAGGUGGACAGUGCCAUCUUCCAGGUGCCCCGAUUUGGAAAGAUCCCAAAUGGCACAGAUGUGAUGAAAUCAUCAAUGGGACAUGGUGACUCUGAAGGUAAAUCUCAGGUGAUGGGGGAGAUCAAGAUCGCUCUGAAGAAGGAGGUUAAGACGGAGGGGGAGCAGCUGGUCCUGGAGAUUCUUCAAUGUCGCAACAUCACCUACAAGUUCAAGACUCCGGACCACCUGCCUGAUCUUUAUGUGAAGCUCUAUGUGGUGAACAUCGCCACCCAGAAAAGGAUCAUCAAGAAGAAGACCAGGGUGUGCCGUCAUGACCGCGAGCCAUCUUUUAACGAGACCUUCCGCUUCUGUAUGAACCCCGCCGGACACUCUCUACAGCUGUUCCUGGUGUCCAAUGGUGGCAAGUUUGUAAAGAAGACCCUGAUUGGGGAGGCCUACGUGUGGCUGGACAAAGUCGACCUACGCAAGCGAGUGGUGAGCUGGCACAAGCUGCUCGCCAGCACCGCCCAGAUCCACUCAUAGAACGAGACUCAGUCUAAAACAAAAAACUAAACCUGAGGGGGCACCAAGAGGUUUCUGUAACAUCUGUAACACUGAUCCACUCUCGAUGGGUGAUGGAGAGGGUUCUGUGGGUACAGGAGGGGGUUAAAUAUCUCUUUCUUAGAUCUUUGUUUCAGGGCUCAAAGUUUCAGGAGAUGCUUUUGUUCGUAAGGGCAGUUAUGACGAUGAUUUCUGGAAGUUCAGUGGAAGCAGUUAUGCGUUUACAGGAAACGACCACAAGUUUACAGGACGUACAGUGUACAGUAGGCUAACUGAGGAGAACACAGGUUCAGAGGUCAAGCGUGGAAUCAACCAGGUAUUACACACUUUAAAUCACAACACACACACACACACACACACGCACACACACAAGACAACUUUGCACACUCAUUCAUGCAGAAGAGACAUUUUAAUUCUACAGGGAAUGGACACACUUGUGGAUUCAAAUUUAUUUAUUUAGAUGUUUUAUCCAUGAAAGAUUUUCCUCAUUGCUUUAUUAUGAGCGCAGAGUUUUAUUGAUUUACAAAGCAUUUUCGGGAAUGAAAUAUUGAAGACUCCGCUACGGAGACCUCCUAUUUAUUUUUGUAUUAUGAUAUUAGCCUAGAGUUCUAUCAUUUGUCUCCUCCUCAAUUAUUUAAGAAUCUAUCCUGGGAAGGAAACAUAGUAUAUUUUAUAACACACUACCUAGCAUUCCAGUUUGAGAGGAAAAAAAAAAUCUCAGCAAGCAUGAAUUUAUUAAAAACAUCUCCUUAUUCACAUUGUUUCUCUCCGUAAGUGUAAACUAUCAAAUGAUUAUUGUUUGAUAAAUGAUCGAUAUUAUUAUAUAUCAAAUUGGACACUAUUUAUUGUGCGCAUGAGUCUAUCUAUUUGGUAUGCAGUGCCACAUGUUCUGCACAGAAAAAAAAAUCACCUCUAAGGUUCACUUUGUAUAUAGUGAAGUGUCAUAGCUGGAAAAUAAUUAUAACAUAUAUAGAUAGAUAUAGAGAUAUCUUUAUCACAGACAAUCGAGUCUUGAUGAUUGUGACAUAGAGGUUUUAUUUACCCAUGAUGCCCCUUUAGAAUGUGACACAUUUACCAUAUGAGAUUUAAGUUGUUUUUUUUGUGAGAUCCAGUCACAUUACGAGUCUUAUAUCAGUCCUGCUUACAUUUGUAGGAGCACGCUGUUGUCGUAUUUUGCACUUUUUCUGCGUAGAAUGUAAACCUUACAUCGUCAUCCUGCAAAAAUGAAAUAGAGAUUUUUUUAUUAUUAUUUUUUUUAAUCUUUCUUAGGGGAGGAAGUAGAGAGGUGAAGUAAAGCAGCAGUAUCGGGAGAUACUGUAGCGAGCAGAAGACAAAUGGGCUGGAAACCAUCCAUGAAAAAGCACUAUUGUCAGUGGUGUAGUGGUAGUUUAUGAGAUGGGUGUACUAGCAGGUUACCAUGACGAAGUGGGUGUACUCUACUUUGUAUUCAAAUGGCUUUUUGGCUCAUAAAUGGGUGUGCUAUAAACUGCUCGUUCCCAAUCUGGGGGGUCCCAACCCCGACUAGGGGUCACUGAAGCUUCACGGGGGUUU